AUGACCACCUCAGUCAACAGCGCGUUCGAAGCGCACUACAUCAAACACGCCCGCCUCGCUCUUCAGCGCGAAGCCGGCGAGGCCCCUCCUGCCUCUCCCAAGCACCCUUCGGAACUUAAGAGCGUCCCUCUCUUCCUUAGCGCGCAGAACUUAGUACACCCCAGCGAGCCUCCCAUCAGCGCUCUCCUAUACGGCGGCUUCCUCGAGCAUCUCGGGCGGUGUAUCUACGGCGGUAUCGUGGACGACUACCGAAAUCCCAGCCCGGCCCAGCUGCUGAUCAAGCAGGAUGACGGGACGGCUCAUGCCAAGGGAAGGCUUGGGUGGAGAAAGGAUGUCAAGGAGAUCCUGGCGUCGGACGGCGAGUUGGAGGUGCCGAUGAUGCGCUGGCCUGGAGGCAAUUUUGUGUCGAACUAUCAUUGGCAAGAUGGCAUAGGACCCAUAGCGGACAGGCCCAAGACGAUCGAGCUCGCGUGGCUCUCGGACGACCCGAACAUCUUCGGCACGGACGAGUAUGUCGAGUACUGCCAGGGUCUUGGGGCUGAGCCUUACAUCUGCCUCAAUAUGGGAUCUGGGACGUUAGAAGAAGCUCUUGCAUGGGUGGAAUAUUGCAAUGGUACUAGCAACAGCAAAUAUGCCAAGCUCCGAAAACAGAACACCGGAAGGGAGGAGCCGCAUAACGUCAAGUAUUGGGGACUUGGAAAUGAGAACUACGGCCCCUGGCAGGUGGGGAACAUGAGCGCGACAGAGUACACCAUGAAGGCCAAAUCUUGGGCGCACGCCCUGAGACUGGUGGAUCCUACUAUCAAGCUUGUCUCGUGUGGGCACAAUGGAGCGACCGCUUGGGAUCGGGAGGUACUGGCUACGAUGGUCGGCUAUGUCGAUCUGCACUCCAUCCACUUCUAUUCUAUGGUCUAUCACGAACGCUCCCCUCCUGGCUUCCUUUACGAAAAGAACGUCUUCGGUCCUGCCAUCGUUGAGCUGUACAUCGACGUGUGUCAAUCCUUGAUUCACCUCGCGAACAAUGAGCGCGCGCUGCUCGAUAUACCUCCGCGCGAAGUCAAGAUCGCGUUUGACGAGUGGAACGUCUGGGAUAAGGCUAAAGGGAAUGCGGACAAUGGAUUGGAGCAGUGGUAUGACUUUACGGACAUGUUGGGGUUUGUUGGCUGGCUGAACGUCUUUGUGCGAAAACACAAGGAGGUCGGGCUCGCUAAUCUGGCACAAGCCGUCAAUGUUAUUGCGCCUUUGAUGACGACAAAGGAUGGCGUAGUGAGACAGACUACUUUCUAUCCGCUAAAGCUGUUCUCCAAGUACAUGAAGAACGGGAGACUGAUGGCGACGCCAGCUCAACCCGAUACCUACAUUGGGCCCACAUUUCCCGUGACCAUUCAGACCCUCAAGCUCCAACCCGCAUACAUCGACCUCGUUGCCAUAGUCGUCGAUACGACCGACGGGAUCAGUAUCCGGGUCUGCGUGCUCAACCGUCAUCCGACGGCGGAUUGGAAGGCGGACUUUAGGCUGGAUGCUUUCGAUCUCGACCAUGUGGAGAUCCACGAGAUGUACUCUGACGAUCUUGAGGCAGUGAACACUUUCCACAGCCCCGACACAGUCGUUCCGGCGGUGAGCAAGGUGGAGGGGGAAGACUGGAAAGGGACGCAUACCGUUCGCAAGCAUUCCUGGUCCUUCUUCCUUUUCAAUGGCAAAAGUACUUCGUAG
Dioszegia hungarica is the source of this 1713-nucleotide messenger RNA. RefSeq names its product glycoside hydrolase superfamily. Gene Ontology annotation, biological process: polysaccharide catabolic process; L-arabinose metabolic process. Bases 1 to 1713 code for a protein of 570 amino acids. The transcript is spliced from 12 exons. Gene Ontology annotation, molecular function: alpha-L-arabinofuranosidase activity. Lineage: Eukaryota; Fungi; Basidiomycota; Tremellomycetes; Tremellales; Bulleribasidiaceae. The record is from RefSeq and is a predicted model, not a curated record.